CCGCUCCCCCCGCGGUUCGGGCCGCGUCUCGGAACCGGUUCGGCCCGGCGCGGCCCGUGUCGAUGUUGUGAAGCAGGCUCAGGGGGAAGGGAUUCGUCUCUGGCGCUCACCCCCCGGCUCUACAUGUUCGCUGCACUGAGGAGGAGACGGAAGAGGAGCCAGCCCCCCUCCCGGCCCGGAUUAUUGUUGUUAUAUUAUCUCCCCUCCUCCUCCUGCUCCGCGGCGGCGGCGGCGGCCCAGCGGCGGCGGCGGCUCCUCUGAGGAGGGAGGGGGGCGGAUUUCUCUCCCCCUCUCGGAUUCUCGUUGGAUUCAGACGCCGAUUUGCUCAGUGCUUGGGAGAUGGGAAGUAAUGAUAGCUGGCACCUGAACUAAAAUAUCUGUGUAGGCACUACCAUCCCAGAACUUCAGGAUGAAUGGGGAUAUGCCUCAUGUUCCCAUCACUACUCUUGCAGGGAUUGCUAGUCUUACCGACCUUUUGAACCAGCUGCCUCUUCCAUCACCUUUACCUGCUACAACAACAAAGAGCCUGCUCUUCAAUGGACGAAUAGCUGAAGAAGUGAACUGCCUUCUAGCUUGCAGGGAUGAAAAUCUGGUUUCACAGCUCAUCCACAGUCUCAAUCAGGUGUCAACAGAUCACAUAGAAUUGAAAGAUAACCUUGGCAGCGAUGAUCCAGAGGGAGAUACACCAGUUUUGCUGCAAGCUAUCCUGGCAAGGAAUCCUAAUGUUUUCAGGGAGAAAAGCAUGCAAAACAGAUAUGGGGUACAAAGUGGGAUGAUGAUUCCACAAUUUAGUAUUUCUCAGAAUUCUAUGCGUGGUAGUCCUGCAUCUUCCAAUUAUCAACAAACCACUAUUUCACAUAGCCCUUCCAGCCGGUUUGUGCCACCACAGACAAGCUCUGGUAACAGAUUUUUGGCACAACAGAACAGUCCAGUGCCUAGUCCAUAUGCUCCUCAAAGCCCUGCAGGAUACAUGCCAUAUUCACAUCCUCCAAGUUACACAACACAUCCUCAGCUGCAGCAAGCUUGUCCCAUUGUCACAGCAGGGAUGAGGAAUCUCCAUGAAAAUAAAGUUUCAAGUCAGUUGUCUGGAAAUUCAGCUAAUCAUCAUGCUGAUAAUUCUAGACACGGAUCAAAUGAAGACUACCUACAGAUGGUGCACAGAUUAAGUAGCGAUGAUGGCGAUCCUUCAAUAAGAAAUGCUGCAUCUUUUUCCUUGAGGUCACCACAGUCAGUCUGUUCUCCAGCUGGAAGUGAUGGAACCCCUAAAGGAUCAAGACCACCUUUAAUCCUACAGUCUCAGCCUCCACCUUAUUCAUCACCUAGAGAUGUUCCCCCAGACAUAUUGUUAGAUUCUCCAGAAAGAAAGCAAAAGAAACAAAAGAAAAUGAAGUUAGGCAAGGAUGAAAAAGACCAGACUGAAAAAGCUGCAAUGUAUGAUAUCAUUAGUUCUCCUUCCAAGGACUCCACUAAGCUUACAUUAAGACUCUCUCGUGUAAGAUCUUCGGAUUUGGACCAGCAGGAUGAUAUGCUUUGUGGUUUGGAAAACAGCAGUGUGUCAGAGGGUGAUAUUCCUUUUAAUGUGCAGUACCCAGGACAGACUUCUAAAACACCCGUUACUCCACAGGAUGUUAACCGCCCACUAAACGCUGCUCAGUGUUUGCCGCAGCAUGAACAGACAGCUUUCCUUCAGGCACAACAAGUGCCUGUUUUACAACAGAACACUUCAGUUGCUGCAAAACAACCUCAAACUCCUGUGGUACAGACACAGCAACAGGUUUCGCAACAAGGAACUAUAACGUCAUAUGAUGAAGUAGAAUUGGAUGCAUUGGCUGAAAUUGAGCGGAUAGAACGUGAAUCAGCUAUUGAAAGGGAGCGAUUUUCAAAAGAAGUGCAAGAUAAAGAUAAGCCUCUGAAGAAGCGAAAACAAGAAAACAAACCACAGGAGGCUGGUGGUGCUACUGGAGGAAAUAGACCAACUUCUCAGGAGACACGUUCUGCAGGAAAUGGGGCAAGGCCACCAUUGAUGGUUAGUAUUGACCUUCAGCAAGCAGGAAGAGCAGACUCUCAGGCAACAGCAACUCAGGAUUUGGAUGCCUUCAAAAAAAAAGAAGAAAUAAAGCAGUACAAUGAUGGGUUUGUGUGUUUUCCUCAAGACGACACUGUUGGAAUUAAACCUGAAAACCAUCCUGAGAUUUUUAAGAAAAAGGCAGACUUUGGGGGUCAAAAGACAGCUAUCCAACAAAAUGAAAACAGACAGAUGGAAUUUCAGAAAAAUGAGAGUAGAAGGUUGGAAAGUAAACUGAAUGAGAACAAAGAGAUAGAGGCUAAAUAUGAAAACAAGCAUGAAAGCAGUCAAAUAGAGCUGAAACAAAAUGAGAACAGACAGACAGCGUCAAAACAAAAUGAGAGCAGGGAAAUGGAGAUAAAACAAAAUGAGGGAAAGCAAAAUAACGGCAAACAGGAAAUAAGACAGAGGCCUGAAAUGCCAAAACAGAAGACUGAAGGCAGGCCUGAAAUGCCGAAACAUAGACAUGACAGUAGGAGGGACUCCAGUAAACUGUUGUCAGAUAAGAAAAUUGAAAUAACUAGGCAUAAAACAGAUGUAAAAUCUGAUCCUUCAAAGAUAAAAUGUGAAAGUAGAUCAGAUUCAGUGAAACAAAGGCCUGAUGGGCGUUCAGUUUCUGAUACACUGAGGUGUGACCAUGUUAACCUUAAACAAAGACCUGAGGACAGAGGGGAGUCAGAGAGAUACAGAGGAGAUCCAUUCAAGAUAAGACGACCUGAGUAUUUGAGAUCCUCAAACAAAAAUGAACACGAUUCUAAGCAUGGUAUAAAAUCUGAUGUUUCAAAAACUGAGAAAUUUGAAAGGAAGCAUAGAUAUGAGUCUGGUGAAUCAAGGGAAAGAUUUUCAUCCGGGGAUCAGAAAUCAAGACCUGACAGCCCUCGUAUUAAACAGGAAAGUAAAGGAGACUGUAGUAAACCAAGACCUGAUAAAGCUGGUUUUAAGUCACCCAACAGCAAGGAUGAACGAAGGACAGAUGGUAAUAAGAGUAAAGUAGAUAGUAAUAAAAUACAUACUGGCAAUAAAGCAGAGUUUCCCAGUUACUUGUUGGGGGCAAGAUCUGGCACAUUGAAACAUUUUGUCAUCCCAAAAAUCAAGCGUGAUAAAGAUGGCAAUGUCACUCAGGAGUCAAGGAAAACCGAAUGUAAAGGUGAACAGAAGGAUAAAGUAGAGAAGAUUGGGCUAGUUGAAGACCUAAAUAAAGGAGCUAAGCCUGUAGUUGUCCUUCAGAAGCUCUCUUUGGAUGAUGUGCAGAAAUUCAUUAAGGAUAGAGAAGAUAAAUCAAGGGGCUCAUGUUUUAAGCCUAACAAGAACAAGUCAUCCAAAUCAAAUAAAGGUAAGUUUUUUUUUUAAAUGCAUUUUAUCUUGUACACUCCUGUUCUUUUAGAUUUGCUAUUCCUGUGGUUAAAAAUUAAAGACAAAAGUUUGAUAGUUUAUAUGCUUGCUUAUAUGGUGAUUUGGGGGAAUCAAAGUGAAACUCAAUUCAGGACUUGUUACUGGAAAUACUGCUCCAACAUAAGUGAUUUAUGUACUCUGAUGCAAAUACCUUGUGUGGGAAAACUUGAAUGGUUUUAAGCUGCAUUUUCAUCUACAUUAGUUUAAUUGAUAAUUUCUCUAGUUUACCAUAACUGAUGUAUGUAUGAAUGAAACUGGUUUAAGUGUGUCUGGAUAAAUGACUAUAUUACUACUAUAACUAAAUUAGUGUACCUGGAGUGGUACUUAGACAAG
Phasianus colchicus (ring-necked pheasant) is the source of this 3790-nucleotide messenger RNA. The record is from RefSeq and is a predicted model, not a curated record. NCBI's taxonomy places the organism in Eukaryota, Metazoa, Chordata, Aves, Galliformes, Phasianidae.